This is a messenger RNA of Cuscuta campestris, 840 nucleotides long. Lineage: Eukaryota; Viridiplantae; Streptophyta; Magnoliopsida; Solanales; Convolvulaceae. The record is from the annotation of a GenBank genome assembly.
AGCUAUGUUAUGUUACACGAGAUAUAAAACAUACUUCAAGGCCUUUCAUUCAUGAUAAAGUGUACAGUUACAUAGGUAUUUGAUUGCCGCUAGGGCACCUAAAUACAACAGGGUAUUCCCUCCCAUCGCUAGGUUCCCAUCGAUGGGUAGAAGUUCCCAUCGCUGGGUAAAGGCAUUAUGCCUUUUGUUAAUGUUGGACCAAGGCUUGAACAGCGAUGGGUGGAACUUCCCAUCGUUGUUUGGCAUGGUUCUGGAGUCCAGCUGAGCUAAAGGCUGCUUACCUGUCGAUGGGUAAUAUCUCCCAUGGCUGGUACGAAAAUGUGAUAAACCCGUGUUUCAACACGGACGCCUCGUCUACCGCCCACGAUCACCUCCUCAAGUACCCAUUCUUGGUGAUGGACAUCCUUGAACGGUUCAAGGUUACCACCACCAUUGGCCCACUCACCAAGGCCACGAAGCUUUGGACGAUUAGUGCCCAAACCUUCACGAAGCGGUCGGACAACGCCGCACCUGCCACUGCCGCACCAUGCCGCACUGCCGAUGGCCCAGUCGAACCCCAGGCCCGGGCCAACCUUGCCUCCAUCGCCGACUCCCUCAACUGGCUGAACUUCAAAGUCGAUGGGGUGGGCGGGUACCUUGAAUGGCUCGACGAGGCUGUUCAAAGCCAAGGUGAAGAAGGCGAAGACGAUGGCUCGUACGCCCCGUCAAGCUCCCCGGACGAGGAUGAGUUCGACGAUGCCAUUGAUGUUGAUGAGAUGGACGUCGAUGACGAUGAGGAGGAAACUGAAGAUGAAGACUAGGCCGCCCCUAGAUAAGGGGGAAGAAAAGGGCUAUGCAUAU